UGGAGUGGUGGUGGUGGUGGGGGAGUGUUGGUGAGCGUGUGGUGAUGGGUGGCAGCCAGAGACACCACCAAUAACUGUCUGGUUGGAUAUCUUUCCUACAUUCAAACUUCCCUCCUUCAUCUCUCCAUCUAUACCAUAGUUGCCUCCGCAUGUUUGACACUGCCUCACCUCUCACGGAAAGGCACUGAGUAUCAUCAUAAUGCCCAGCUCUAACCGUGACAUUGUUCAGGAGCUUCAAGAGAUUCUUCGUCUCUGGGAAGAAGAUCAGUCUGUUGCUUCUAAAGAUCCAACACCUCAUCUUAUUAAACUAUGUGAGCUAUUUGAACGAGAAACUUUUAACUUCUUAAAAAAGGAUCCAGAUCCUUUUGAUGAUCGCCACCCUGUGACUUCUGAGCCAGAAUGUGCCCUGGGACAAAUUUUACGUGCCCUUUUUAAAAAGGAUAAUUUUGUGACAAAAUUGGUGAAUCAUUAUCUCCGCGAAAAUUAUUUCACUAGUUUAGGCUUGACUCAAGAUUCUACCGACCUUAAUACAGCAGCAUGUCGUCUCUUGUUAGACUUGCUUUAUGGCCUUGACAUUCCUCAGGUAUUCAGCGAAUCGGAGACAACCGUAAUGAGACUUUUCUCGUGGUCAGAGAAAGGCCCAGAACCUCUCCGAACUUAUGCCACAGGCCUCCUUGCGGCAGCCAUGGACAUUCCUGAAAUUGCAGCUUCUUUUAGGGAUUAUAACACCCAUCUUGUACCUAUUAUGCUGAAACGAUUAUGGGAGCUUAAAGAUGAGAGUGGCGGCGUGGAAGAAGAGAAAAGUUCAGGAUCCAAAGUUCCCGAACGUCCUUUUGCCCACCUCAACAAUGAAUCGAUCAGUGCGCCACCUCUCACAAAUGGAGAAGAAGCAGAUCACAAAGACGAAAUUCACGAAUCCAAUUCUAAAAAAGUUAAAUAUGCAUGCACCACCUCACCCAAAAAUACCAACACCAGUGGGACUUUCAACAUUUUUGGCUCGCCCAAGGCAUCACGGGACCUGGGUGAUCCAAUGCUUAACUCUGACUGCUCCAAUUCCUCCUGGGCUGAACUCAGCAGUUACAUCGUAGGAACCUACCAAAUGUAUCCCAUGACACGUGACACGCAGCAGAUAUUUGUUCUUAAAUACCUCCGACCGAUUGGUGAAUACCAAGAGUCUCUGGGUCAUGUAUAUGAACACAACGCCCUUGAAUUAAUCUUCCACUAUAUGAACGUCAGAAAAACUGGAAAUGCUCGCCUUUCCUUUGAAGGCUUGCGUUUCCUUGGUUCACUUCUCUUUCACAAGAAAUUCUGCCUUGAAUUUGUCAAUAUGGGUGGAAUGCAAAAGCUCUUGCAGGUCCCCCGCCCAUCUCUUCCGGCAGAUGGAGUAGCACUCUGCCUUUGGUAUCUAGCUUACUGUGAAGAAGCUGUGGAGCGGAUAUGUCUCCUCCCGGAUAAUGUACUCUGUGAAUUAAUUCGCUAUGCUCUGUGGCUUUUGGAGUGCUCCCAUCAGUCUUCUAGAACUCAUUCAGUUAUGUUCUUUGGCAUGGUUUUCCGCUUUAGAGCAAUUCUAGAAAGAUUCGAUGAGCAGGAUGGCCUUCGUAAAGUUUUAAACAUGCUCUCUACUCUCUCCUUAUUCCAAGAUGUUUGGGAACAAGAUUCUCUUGAUGAACCAAAUGAAGUGAUGAUGUGGCAAACAGUGAAGCAAGUUUGUCUAAGUAUAAAGCACUAUUUUGAAGCCCACCUAGCCUUAAAAGUUCAGCACCUGCAGAGGAUGACGACCAGAGACCACAGUUCAGGAUCACAACACUCCUCACCAGCAUAUAAGGCUGUGAAUGUAACAACAGAAGUAAUUGAGCGCAAUAUUGAAUACCUUCUAGAGAACUUGCCUCAUAGAGCAAGGUGGAAACCAGUGGAACAUUUUGUAUCCCUGAAGGGCCUUCAGUUGUUACUACAGCUGGUGGCAAUGGUACUUAAUGAAUCCUUCAGCCCUAAGAUGGAGACAGCAGUGUUUGCAUUAGACACACUGUAUGUAUGCAGUGUGAUGCCAGCCGUCCAAGGUGCCCUGUGUGAUAAACUAACUAUUCCUGCCAGUGAUGAUCUUCUUCAGACUCUUGACCCUCAGGAAGUUCCAGGUUAUGCAAUCUUGGUAGCUUGCAUUCAUGAAAACACUCAGUCUAUGACCACGUCUCCAGAAGUACAGAAAGCAGCUUUAAAUGUCCUUAUCAAUUGUCUCUGUGCACCUAUUUACCGGCCUGGGAGUGGUAUCAGCAGACAUAGUACAUCUACAACUCCUAAUAGAAAGAAGAGCAAUGGGGAAGAUGUUAUCAACAAAGCUUGGGAUUGUGUAAGAACAAGCAAUGGUAUUAUGUACUUGCUGAAUGUACUCCACAAGAAAAUGCCCAUCACAGAUGCUGACUGCAUCAGAGGGCUUUCCUGUAGAGCUCUGGUGGGUCUGUCAAGAAGUGAUGCAGCACGUCAGAUCAUGAGCAAAUUACCCAUCUUCACUGCUGGACAGUUGCAGUUGCUAAUGAAAGAGCCAAUCCUACAAGACAAGCGGAUGGAGCACGUUAAGUUUCAGCGGCAUGCCUUGGAGUUGAUCAAAGCUGUAUCUGGGCGCACCAAGCACGAAGGUGAUGCUUCCACCGACAUCUCAAUGCAAAGUAUACACAGGGCUGAUGUAGUAGCACAAACAAGAAUCAACUACAACAAGAGGCAGCUGUUGCAGCUGAUACAGACCCACCUGUCCCAGGAGGGUUAUGAAGCAGUGGCAAUGGCGCUUCAACAAGCAGCCCAUCUUCCUCCUCUUCCCGCCUCUGUGCCACAUACUUCUAUGGGACCACCAACAAGGAAUAUGGUGACCCCGCCGCCAUCCAUCAGAGCGCACCGUCUCCUUGCUGGUGCAGGCACUCGUCACUUAUUUGCACAAACUUUGUGCAAAGGUUCACCAGCUAACAGUGGUUCAUUAGCAGCAGUUGCAUCAGCUGCCACUACUUCUUCACCGGUGGCCAAUCCAUCACCCAUCAGCAAUACAUCUAGUCCUGGAGCCUUGCAUAUUAAAAUUAACAGAGCUAGCAAAAGAGAUAGCAGAGGUGUGUCCUUGACGAACAAUAGCAGCAUGUGUCACUUUAGCAAAAUGGAGUCCUCUAACUGUUGUAGCAAUUGUAGUCAAGGCACUGUAGGCAGCAUAGGGAAUUCUGCUCUAUCAGUGCCUGUGGUGACGAAUACAGCGCUGCUCAGUGAACCUACAAUAAGCUUGGACAGAAUCGUCACAGAAUAUCUUAUGAAUCAGCAUGCCCUCUGCAAGAACCCGGUUGUUACCUGUCCAACAUUCGACCUCUUCCAACCACACAGAUGUCCAGAACCUAAAUCACUAAGAGCGCCUCCUACAAACUUCACAAUGCGGUAUGCCAAGAGAUCAUACAAUGUGCCAUUCACUGGUCUUGAAGGCUCUUCUAAUAAUCGAAAGUUUAUCUACAGUAGAUAUCGACCGAUGCAGACUUAUAGACCGACAGAUGAUGAUGACAUUUUUGUUUGCUGUGAAUUCACACCAGAUGACCAGUUUAUUAUUGUUGGCACAACGCGAGGAGAAGUGAGAUUAUUCACUAAAGGCGGGAGUGAGGAAGGCAUAUACACGGUCCACCAGGGAGCUGUGUCCACCUUAGUUACUCAUAGUUCCGGCUCGCUGCUCCUCACUUCUUGUACAGGAGUCCACGAAACAUCUCUCUGGAGCAUCACUGAUCUCUUUGAUGAAAAGUUCACGUUACAUGAAUGCCAGCAUGCCGAUUUCAAUAAUGCUCAAGAUAAAAUCAUUGGCACGAGUGAACAAACGGCAAAGCUUUAUGACCUUAAUACAAGUCAGGUCGUGACCGAGUUUACACCAAAGUUAUCCAACCAUUACAACAUCAACAAGGCUGUCUUGGAUCCCUCAGAUGACCUCAUUCUUACUGAUGGAGUGCUGUUUGACAUACGCACCGGGAAGCAAAUUCACAAGUUCGACAAGAUCAACCCUAUACUUAACGGUGUGUUCCAUCGUAAUGGCCUAGAAAUCAUCAGCUCCUCUGAGAUUUGGGACCUGAGAACAUUUCACCUCUUAAGAACUGUGCCAGUACUAAAUCUCUGUGAUGUCGUCUUCAACCACACCAAUGAUGUUAUAUUCGGCAUCACUGUUGGUGAUCAGCUUGACGAGUUUCAAGAGAAUGCCUUUGAAACGUCAUUUAAGACGGUAGAUGCAGCAGAUUACUCCAGUAUAGCCACAGUUGAUGUUCGCCGCGUGGUAAGCUCACUGGCCAUCAAUCGAAAUGACACGCAGGUAGCCUUAGUAGAAACAGAGAAUGGCACCGAUGACUUAACAGAUGACGCAGUAGUGAGAGUGUAUGAGAUCGGCAUGACCAGACAAGAUGAUGAUGAACUGCCUGAUGAAGAUGAUGAUGAUGACGACCUUGGUAAUGAAGAGGAUGACUCGGAUAGUGAUGAUGAUCCUGAGCAAAACUCACAAGAUGAUAAUGAUGAAGGCAGCCAGGGUGGAGAUGAUGACGAUGAUGGUGAAGACAAUGGUGACGAUGAUGAUGAUGGUAACUUCAGCAAUAUUUCAAGUCUUUUAUUUGAGAAUUCAGAUAGUGAAGAUUCAGACUCAUCUGGUGGUGCAGUAUACUUUGAACUAAAUGGUGAUGGAAAUCCUUCUGACCCAUCUAAUGCAUCACUAAGUGCUUGGCUUCAAGAAAAUGAUGAUGAGGAGGAGGAGGAUGCUGAAGAUGAGGAUUAUGAACCUACAGAAUAAAGAUUACAGUAAUACAAGGUCAGGAUUCCAUAUAAGCCAAUAUUUGUCUUUCUGCAAGUUGUGGCCCGUACAAAAGUUAUCAAUAGUGGGGGUAGUCUUCCUGGAGUGACAUGGCCAUUGGAUAGCCCAGUACGCUCAGUUGGGAAGAUGCCUCGAGUGAUACAAAAGUUCUGCAUAUUGUGAUAAGUGGGAAAGUUAGAUAUGCAGAAGUGUCAAGUACACUUGGGCAGAAGCUUGGAAAGUAUGAAAAUAAAGAGUAAGGAACUUUUUUGGUUUUAACAUUCAACUUCAUAAAUAAAUUCUCCUUAUAUUUUAGCUUUUUUUUUUUUUCAUAUAAUUUGAAGAUAUAUAAUUUCAGUUUAUUCUACACUUAGUUUAUUUUGUUGUCCAAUCUACAUUCAUAUAACUGGCUAUAAGUACAUUACCAGAGUGAAGUCGUUGAUUUUAAUUAAUGUAUAAACAUAAUUUAGUAUAUAACAGUUUUUAAUUUUCUGUGAAAAAUACAUUGUCCAUCCUUUUCAAUUUCAGAUAUGGUAAGCAUUUUGUUAGUAACUGAUUAUUUCAAUGUGGAUAGUUCAAAUUAUUGUGGUGUAUCAAGAACUGGUCAAAGGCUGCAGUUUUUUAAUGACCAAAGUCUUAAUAAUAUUCUGAAAAUGUAAUAUAUUCAAUUAGAUUAUAACUAUUUUAACAAUGAAAAUUUAAGAAAA
Cherax quadricarinatus is the source of this 5484-nucleotide messenger RNA. RefSeq names its product LisH and WD40 domain-containing protein mahjong (gene mahj). Lineage: Eukaryota; Metazoa; Arthropoda; Malacostraca; Decapoda; Parastacidae. Gene Ontology annotation, cellular component: Cul4-RING E3 ubiquitin ligase complex; nucleus. Gene Ontology annotation, biological process: protein ubiquitination. The record is from RefSeq and is a predicted model, not a curated record. Gene Ontology annotation, molecular function: protein binding.